AUGGAUCUAAAAGUUUUAUUUUUGCUGUUUUCAACUGCCUUUGCGCUGGACCAUUGGAUAUUGGCGGGCCGUGUGAGGUGCGCUCCUGGCCUGACCUCUCCGUUUCCUUACAUGGUAGGUGGUAUCAUACAUACCAGUGUUGCGUAUUUUGAAUUCUAAAUGUGCAGUUAGGUGUCUUGUGUCGGCAUCGAAACAAAAUUGAAAAAUUUGGAAUCCCCUUUGGCAUUCCACACGUAUUUACUGUAGUGAUUUUUUCAGAAAAUGAGAAUCUAUGCACAGGAGCAAAUUUUCUCCCAUCGGUGCGGCGAGCGAACCAUCAGCGGCCAGGACGGCGCCUUCCGCGUCGAAUGUGAUCACGCUUCCGUGACGUACACUUACCCAAAAUUCACUAUGUAAUGUGUUCCACUUUCGUUUGACCCAAUUUUAGAUUCCACGGAUGUGGCGGCUAUUGUCAUUUCCACGAGGAGUCAUUCGACGGCUUUGUCCACGAACAUCUCGAUAUUGUCUUGUCCGCAAAUCCAUCAGGUGAGUGGCGAACAUAUAAAACUAGUCUAUAAUAAACUUUCAGAACGGUCAGACGGCUCAUGUUCAAAUUGGGAUUGA
Messenger RNA from Bursaphelenchus xylophilus (pine wood nematode), 603 nucleotides. The record is from the annotation of a GenBank genome assembly. NCBI's taxonomy places the organism in Eukaryota, Metazoa, Nematoda, Chromadorea, Rhabditida, Aphelenchoididae.